Boleophthalmus pectinirostris (great blue-spotted mudskipper) is the source of this 4076-nucleotide messenger RNA. It is a transcript of the gene gdi2, whose product is annotated as GDP dissociation inhibitor 2. The record is from RefSeq and is a predicted model, not a curated record. Gene Ontology annotation, biological process: vesicle-mediated transport; small GTPase-mediated signal transduction; protein transport. The transcript is spliced from 9 exons. Lineage: Eukaryota; Metazoa; Chordata; Actinopteri; Gobiiformes; Gobiidae. Gene Ontology annotation, cellular component: cytoplasm. Gene Ontology annotation, molecular function: Rab GDP-dissociation inhibitor activity. The coding region runs from base 19 to 1293 and encodes 424 amino acids.
UGUAUUCUCUCUGGCAUCAUGUCGGUGAAGGGGAAGAAGGUGCUUCACAUGGACCGAAACUCAUACUACGGAGGAGAGAGCGCCUCCCUCACGCCGCUCGAGGAGGUGUAUAAGAGGUUCCAGUUGCCCGGGAGCCCUCCGGAGUCGAUGGGGAAAACCCGGGACUGGAACGUGGAUUUGGUGCCAAAGUUCCUCAUGGCAAACGGUCAGCUGGUGAGGAUGCUGCUCAUCACGCAGGUCACUCGGUACCUGGACUUUAAAGUGGUUGAGGGGAGUUUUGUGUUUAAAGGAGGAAAAAUCUACAAAGUCCCGUCCACUGAAGCAGAGGCUCUGGCAUCAGGUCUCAUGGGUUUGUUUGAGAAGCGGCGUUUUAAAAAGUUCCUGACGUUUGUGGCUGGUUUCGACGUGAACGACCCAAAGACUCUGGAGGGGGUGGACCCACAGAAGACCACCAUGAGGGAGAUCUACAGCAAGUUCAGCCUGGGCCAGGAUGUCCAGGACUUCACUGGGCACUCGCUCGCCCUCUACCGCACAGACGAUUACCUGGAUAAGCCCUGUAUCGAGGCCAUAAACAAGAUCAAACUCUACAGUGAAUCUCUGGCCCGAUAUGGAAAAAGUCCCUAUCUCUACCCCCUGUAUGGACUGGGAGAGCUGCCCCAGGGCUUUGCAAGAUUGAGCGCCAUCUACGGAGGCACGUACAUGCUAAACAAACCCAUCGAGGAGAUCGUUGUGGAGAACGGGAAAGUGGUGGGAGUCAAGUCUGAAGGAGAGAUCGCUAGGUGUAAGCAGCUGAUCUGUGACCCCAGUUACGCCCCAGAUCGAGUGAAGAAGGUGGGACAGGUGAUCCGCGUCAUCUGCAUCCUCAGUCACCCCAUCGCCAACACUGGAGACGUCAGGUCCUGUCAGAUCAUCAUCCCCCAGAACCAGGUCAACAGGAAACACGACAUCUACGUGUGCAUGAUCUCGUUUGACCAUAACGUGGCCUCAAAGGGAAAGUACAUCGCCAUCGCCAGCACCACGGUGGAGACCAACAACCCCGAGGAAGAAGUGCGGCCGGCUCUGGACCUGCUCAAACCCAUAGACCAGUGCUUCACCAGCAUCAGUGACCUGUACCAGCCCACCGACAUGGGCGUGGAGAGCCAGAUCUUCCUCUCGCGUUCAUACGACGCCACGACUCACUUCGAGACGACCUGCGACGACAUUAAAGACAUCUACAAACGGAUGAUGGGCGCCGAGUUUGACUUCGCCGAGAUGGAGAGAGGACAGAACGACAUCGUGGGAGAACAGGAUUAAAAAAAUAAAUAAAUAAAUACCACUCCCUCAAAUUAGCAUCAUAUCAACUGCUGCAACUCCAACACCAAACUCACUGUGGACCUGUAUGAUUCAAUAGACAAAAUAACUAAAGACGCACUGUGGAACUUUUCAGUUGAGGGUCUGUCACUUUCUAUGGAUACGUCAUUGCUCUGCCUGGAAUGUUCCACAGUAUGACAUUAAACAGCUCUACCUUAUAUUUAUUCAAUUACAGGUGCUUUUAUGCCUCAAAAAUACUUGUAACUUGGUCUGGUUUGGUCUCCAUGACGAUAGAAAGUUUUAAUGCCAUACUGCAGAACAUUCCAGACGAAGUAAUAACAUCAGAAAUAGUAUUUGACAGGCCCUACACCCGAAAAGUUACACAAUGCACCUUUAAAAGAUGCACUAAACUUUUCCACAGCGCCUCUUUCUGCCACGCGCUCGUCUCCAUGGUUAUCGCUUUGCCAAGAAUGUUCCACAAUAAGGCAUUAAACUAAACUAUCUUGCACAUAGGUAUUUUUAUUGCCUUGACAUCACACAUUUUUUUUCAAUAAGCGGGCUCACCCCUCCACAUAUCUGACUCGUAACUCUGCCUCGCCCUCUUGUUUCCACGGAGAUGGAUACAUUUAAUGCCAUAUUGCGGAACAUUCAAGGCAAAGCAGUGAUUUUUUUAUUUUUUUUCUCCAUAGAGAGGAGCAGAAAUGUAUAAAAAUAGUAAAAUGCACUGUGUUAAGUUUUCUACAGUGUUUCUGCCUCACACUCGUCUCCAUGGUUACUGCUUUGCACAUAAGAUAUAGAAGUUUAAUGCUGUACUGUGUAACAUUCAAAGCAAAGCAGGGUUUUUAUUUUAUUUUGUUUUUUAUUUUGCCACACAGAGACGAGCAGAAAUGUUCCGCAGUGCAGCUUUUUAAAUAUAUCGCUGCUUUUCUUUUUGGAGGGUUCAUUAUUCUAGUCCCGAGAUGCCAAAUAGUUCUAGUUUUAUCCACUGAGGAGUGAGUAUUUUUGAAGGAUUUAAAUCAAAAUAAAUAAAAACUAUAACCAUCUCAGGUGUUAAAAGGCAAUGGGGCUUGGUCGUCUUUGAGUGUUUUUCUCAGUAAUAUCAAACCAAGCGUUAAGUAUUAUGUUUUCAGCGUUAGCAGGGGACGUGGGAAUACAAUCUGAAUGGGAGUCAAUGGAAAAGAUGGACUACAUUAUUGAAAAAAGUGGAAUUCAAAAUAUAUGGUAAAUGUUGGAAUAUUUACAGUUUAGUUCAAUUAGAAGUGGAAGUUCAGAUGCCUUCAUUUUGUUGUUGUGCUUUGUUCAGGUGAUAAAUACAGGGCAAAAUAUGAACUAGAAUGUGACUUUUUACAUUUAAAUCGGGUAAAAGUUACAGUUUGAAGUUGUGUUGGCGUUUUAUAAUUCUAAUAACAGUAGUUCAGAUGGGACAGUCGGAGUGUAGUGUAAUCUGUGUCAAACUCAGUUUCCCGGUAGUUAAAGCAAUAAAACAAACUGGUGAAAAUGCAAUACAAACCAGAUAAUACAGAUCAGGAACAUUCUGUGAAGUAAACAUUUGACACCAGGUAUUAAACUGGAUCUAAAAUCAGGUCUUUAAACCAGGUAUAAACAAAGGUCUAGAACCAGGUCUAAAUCCAGGUCUCAAACAGAUCUAGAAUGAGGUCUAAACCUGGUCUAAAACAGAUCUAAGACCAGAUCUAAACCUUGGUCAAAAAAGGUCUAAAAUCAGGUCCAAAACCAGGUCUAGAAUCAGGUCUGAAUCGGGUCUAAACAAGAUUUAAGACCAGGUCUAAAGCUUAGUCAAAGUUCUAGAAUCAGGUCCAAAACCAGGCCUAAAACCAGGUCUAAACUGGAUCUAAUAUCAGGUCUUAAACCAGGUCUAAACAUAGAUUUUGAAUCAGGUCUCCAAAGGUCUAGAAUCAGAUCUAGAUCCAAGUCUAAAACUGGGUCUAAUCUGGCUCUAAAAUCAGGUCUUAUUCCAGGUCUCAACAAAGUUCUCAAAUCAGGUCUAGAUCUGGGUCUAUAACCAGGUCUAAACCCGUGCCAAAAAUGGAUCUAAACCUGGUUUAAGCCUUGGUCAAGAAAGAGCAAGAACCAGGUCCUGAACCAGGUCCUGAACCAGGUCUAAACCAGCACUUCCAGAUUCACAGUCAUUAAGUGUAUUUUUUAUUUUACUUAGUUCCUCUUUCUUACCAUCGUGAAAAUGUUCACUUCCCAGUGCAAUUACUUCUACUACUACUGCAAUAGAGUUUUGGGUACUGUUACUGUUAUUAUUUAUCCAUGCUUGGGACUGGUGCAAACAUUAUAAACAAGGCACUUGCGUCAGAUUUCCCAUUGACUUCCAUUCAUUUCCCUCCCAGCCCGUCGCUAGCCUCUAUUAAAAGCACAUUGCGUAGUUAGCCAAAGCCAGCUAAAGGGGGCGCUGUUUGUAAUUCACCUUUCGACAAAAUCAUUUCUACUUGUAAUAUUGUAGUCAUAAAGAGAGUAUAUGGCGUACGUGGAGUCUUAGUUGUACUGUUUCUCCAAUGCCAAGCCGUCGAGCAGAAAAGUCCUGUGUGAGAUGUUGUGAGAUGUUGUGAGAUGUUGUGAGAUGUUGUAAGAUGUUGUAAGAUGUCCGCCGGCUGAGGUGGGGAUCGCUCUUAUAUUUUUGAAUAACGCGAGCGGUCGGUAACUUUUAAAAUGCGUAAGGACCAAAUGCAGCAGUAUUGUUACAGACGUCAAUCUGUACAAACAUAUCGGGGCUCAGUGAUUUCUGUACUGCAAAGAAAUAUAUUAAAACAAAUGGAAAAGUG